CGUCACAUUCAGCCUGGAGCCUGGAAUGAGGAGUCUUCAUUCAUUCACUGAAAGCCAAUAGGGAAGGACCAGAGCAAAGGAAAACUGGAGGCUCAGCUGACCACCUUCUGCACCUCCAGAGGAGGAGGAGGAGCACAGCCGCAGCAGAGUAUCGAUUCACACCCCCCCUUUAAUUAAGAGAUCAAAGAAACUGCUGGAAAAAAUACACACCGCUCUUCCCCAAUAAAACACAUGAAGAGGGGAAGGAGAGGCAUGAUGUGUCUCCUGGGAGGGACGCCCGUGCUUCGAACCGUCUGAUGCUGCAGCAGUUCGCCAUUGCGAACCACAGUUCGGAGCCAGCCGAAGGAAAAGCCGGGGGAAAACCCCCGCAGCCCGGCUGAGAUUUCUGCGUGCAAUACUCCCGCUGCACUUCAAUGAUCGGACCCCGGCCGAAGGGAGGGAGCAGCACCCGGAUGACCCUCCGCUCCCUGCUAUGGCUCUUUUUGUUCCUCAAGAAUGCAGCACCUUUCCAAGUUACUGUCCGAGAUGACAACUGCAUUGUAGUGUCGUUGGAGGAGUCUGAUGUAGUGAGCUCGUCCUUUGUGUACGUUGUGAAGAUAACUGGUGAAUCCAAGAACUACUUUUUCCAGUUUGAAGAAUUCAACAGCACUUUACCUUCCCCUGUGGUUUUCAAUGCCAGUUAUCAUGGCCUUUAUUACAUAGUGACUCUGAUGGUGGUGAAUUCCAACAUGGUUUCCAAACCAGUGAGAUCGAUCACUGUGUUAACCAAACCUCUUCCCAUAAGCAGCGUUUCUAUCUAUGACUACAAACCAUCUCCAGAAACAGGAGUGUUGUUUGAAAUUCAGUAUCCAGAGAAGUACAAUGUUUUCACCAGAGUAAACAUAAGCUAUUGGGAAGGCAAAGACUAUAGAACAAUGUUAUACAAAGAUUUCUUUAAAGGUAAAACAGUUUUCAAUCACUGGCUGCCAGGAAUAUGCUACAGCAACAUCACAUUUCAGUUGGUGUCGGAAGCAACAUUCAACAAAAGCACCCUAGUGGAAUAUAGUGGUGUCAGGCAUGAACCCAAACAGCACAGAACAGUUCCCUACCCUCCUCGAAAUAUUUCUGUCCAGAUUGUACAUAUGAACAAGAAUAACUGGGAGGAACACAGUGGGAAUUUCCCAGAAGAAUCAUUCAUGGAACCACAGGAUGUAAUAGGGCAAGAUAAACUUACCCAUUUUUCUAAUGACCCCACUGAAAUUCCCUCAGCAAACACCUCUUACGCAUGGCCUGAUUACCACUAUAACAGCACUGAUUACACAACUACAUCCCAACCAUACUGGUGGACUAAUGAAGCUGAUUCGUCAGAAAGUGAAGAUGAGUUUGUCAAUGUAGUUCCCAGUGAAUAUGAGAACACCAGUACAGCCAGCAUGUCAGGGAAACUUACAUCAGGAACUCCAUCUUUCCUCCCUGUGCAAAUGGUGCUAAGCUGGUUGCCACCAAAACCACCCACGGCAUUUGAUGGAUUUCAUAUUAACAUUGAAAGAGAAGAGAACUCCACAGAAUUUUUGACGGUAGGUGAGGAUACUCAUGAAUUUAUUGCUGAACUGAAAGAACCGGGGAAAUAUAAGUUAUCUGUGACAACCUUUAGUUCUUCUGGAUCUUGUGAAAUUCGGAGAAGUCAAUCAGCCAAAACGCUUAGUUUUUACAUCAGUCCGACAGGGGAAUGGAUUGAAGAACUGACAGAAAAGCCCCAGCACGUGAGUGUGACUGUGCUAAGUUCUACCACUGCCUUAAUGUCCUGGACGUCUUCACAAAACAGCAGCAGCAACAACACGAUAGUGUCUGUUGUGUCACUGACCUGCCAGAAGCAAAAGGAGAGUCAAAGACUUGAAAAGCAUUAUUGCACCGAGGUGAAUUCAAGCAACAGCAUCAUUGAAAAUCUUGUUCCCGGUGCCCAGUACCAGGUUGUGAUUUAUUUACGUAAAGGCCCAUUGGUUGGACCUCCUUCUGAUCCUGUUACAUUUGCCAUUGUACCCACUGGAAUAAAGGAUUUGAUGCUUUACCCUUUGGGACCUACAGCUGUGAUUCUCAGUUGGAACAGGCCUUACCUUGGGGUGUUCAGGAAAUAUGUUGUAGAAAUGUUUUACUUCAACCCAUCAACGAUGACCUCUGAGUGGACGACCUACUAUGAAAUUGCAGCUACUGUCUCCUUAACUGCAUCAGUGAAAAUAGCCAAUCUAUUGCCCGCUUGGUAUUACAACUUUCGGGUUACCAUGGUGACUUGGGGAGACCCAGAAUUGAGCUGCUGUGACAGUUCUACCAUCAGCUACAUAACAGCCCCAGUGUCACCAGAGAUCACCUCAGUAGAAUAUUUCAACAAUCUGCUGUAUGUCAGUUGGACAUAUGGAGAUGAUGGGACCAACCUGUCUCAUUCCAGGAUGCUGCACUGGAUGGUCAUUGCUGAAGGCAAGAAAAAAAUCAAAAAGAGCGUGACACGGAAUGUGAUGACUGCAGUUCUGAGCCUGCCUCCGGGAGACAUCUACAACCUUUCAGUGACUGCUUGUACUGAGAGAGGCAGCAACACCUCCACACCACAGAUUGUGAAACUGGAACCAGCUCCUCCAAAAUCACUGUUUGCUGUGAACAAGACCCAGACUUCAGUGACUCUGCUAUGGGUGGAGGAAGGAGUGGCUGAUUUCUUUGAAGUCUUCUGCCAGCAGGCUGACUCUGGCCAAGAAACAAAGUUGCAGGAACCUGUUACUGUUUCUUCACAUGUAGUGACUAUCUCCAGCCUCCUGCCUGCCACGUCCUACAAUUGCAGCGUGACUACCUUCAGCCACAACAGCCCUAGCGUUCCCACCUUCAUAGCUGUCUCUACCAUGGUUACUGAGAUGAAUCCCAACAUAGUGGUGAUCUCUGUGUUAGCCAUCCUGAGCAUUCUCCUGAUUGGACUGUUGCUUGUGACUCUUGUUGUACUCAGGCGGAAACAUCUGCAAAUGGCCAGGGAGUGUGGGGCUGGAACCUUUGUCAAUUUUGCUUCAUUGGAGAGAGAUGGAAAACUUCCAUAUAACUGGCGUAGAAGUGUAUUUGCUUUCCUAACUCUGCUACCCUCAUGCCUCUGGACUGAUUAUCUUUUGGCAUUUUAUAUUAAUCCUUGGGGUUCCAUUCCGCGGUUAACGCGUAAAGCGAAAACCGCAUAUAGCCAAAAUCCUAUUGAGUUCAAUGGCGAGCGAAAUCGCCUGCACUACAGGAGUAAAAAUGGAUUAAAGAAGAGGAAGCUGACCAACCCUGUGCAGUUGGAUGACUUUGAUGGCUACAUCAAGGAUAUGGCCAAAGAUUCAGAUUAUAAAUUUUCUCUGCAAUUUGAGGAGCUAAAACUGAUUGGGCUUGACAUACCCCAUUUUGCUGCUGACCUUCCCAUGAAUCGAUGUAAAAAUCGCUAUACAAAUAUCCUGCCAUAUGACUUUAGCCGUGUCAGAUUAAUUUCGAUGAAUGAAGAAGAAGGUUCAGACUACAUUAAUGCCAACUAUAUUCCUGGCUACAACUCACCACAGGAAUACAUUGCAACCCAAGGGCCAUUGCCAGAGACAAGGAAUGAUUUUUGGAAGAUGGUUCUCCAGCAAAAAUCACAAAUCAUUGUUAUGCUCACUCAGUGUAAUGAAAAAAGAAGGGUGAAAUGUGAUCAUUACUGGCCUUUUACAGAAGAGCCUAUUGCUUAUGGGGACAUCACAGUGGAGAUGCUUUCUGAGGAGGAGCAAACGGACUGGUCUUAUAGGAACUUCAGAAUCAGCUAUGCUGAUGAGGUGCAAGAUGUAAUGCAUUUUAACUACACUGCCUGGCCUGAUCAUGGUGUCCCCACUACAAAUGCUGCAGAGAGCAUCUUGCAGUUUGUACAGAUGGUCAGACAGCAGUCAACAAAGAGUAAAGGCCCCAUGGUCAUACACUGCAGUGCUGGCGUGGGACGGACAGGAACAUUUAUAGCAUUGGAUCGUCUCUUACAGCACAUUCGUGAUCAUGAGUUUGUAGAUAUAUUAGGGCUGGUGUCUGACAUGCGGUCUUAUAGGAUGUCCAUGGUACAGACAGAGGAACAAUACAUUUUUAUUCACCAGUGUGUGCAAUUGAUGUGGCUAAAGAAGAAACAGCAAUUCUGCAUCAGUGAUGUCAUAUAUGAGAAUGUCAGCAAGUCCUAGUUCAGAAUCACAGGUGAUGAGACCAUGAAGUACACCCAUCUUCCCUUGCUUCAGAUUUUUUUUUAUCGUUUUGUUUGUUUGAACUGCUAGCUGUUUUGCCAUGGAAGGCCGCUGCUUUGCAGUAUAUGGACAAUAAAAGAAAGAUACUUUAAAUUUUAGAAGCACCGGGGAGACUUAGCCUUAAAGAGCCUGCAGUGUCUUUUGGACAGUUUAAUUUCUGGACAUUUUUAAAAAUACUGGACCAAAUUCAACUAAAACAACAGGAUGGAAAAGAUACUAUAAUAUGUGCAUAAAAUACAGUACUCCUGAAGGGGUUUUUUUUUUUGGUUUAAGUUUUUCUGUGCAGGUUGGGCUUAAGGUAAAAAGCAAGUGCAAUAUUUUUUUAAUGGCUGAAUCUGAAUGAAGAAGAGCUUUCUUCAUGUGUCACUGGUCUGUGCUUAAGUCCCUAAGAGAACAGGCAUUGUUAGUAUCUAAUAAUACCUCACUAGUGAAUAUGAGGCAUGUACAAACAUGAAGGAUUGUGAAUUUUGUGAAGAGGAAAUGGGAUAUUGAUUUGACUCUGUUUAUGGCAGCACAGUGGUUCUGUGCUUCAGUGGAGCAGGGAGAAUACACUACCCAUGGAGCUUUAGUAACACUCCUAAAAUCCAAACAGUAUAGCUCAAGGCUAGCGUAGAAGACCUACAUUAGAAAACUUCUGUUGGUCAGGUUCUUGAUUGUGCUCCUCCUAAUUAAACAGCAGGAUUGUUCCUCUCUUUACUUUUUUCAGUAAUGCCCCCAUCAGUUAGUUACAAUUUUUUUUUUAAGAUUGAAACUUAUGAAAGCGCAGAAGAGUUUGGAGUACCUUAGACUCUCUUGCUGUAGCAUUUAGCAGUCUAUGGUGCCUAUACGCUUGAUUUGUUUGUUUUUUAUUUUAUUUUUUUCUAAAAUAUAUUAGCCCUGUGUAAAAACGUGAAGCUGAUUCAUGUUGAGAAAAAAUAUAUAGUUUCUGUAAUGAACGCAGCAUCACCUCUCUGAUGAGCUGGGAUUUCAUGGAGAUGUGGAAAUGAGGGUUUUGGCAUGCAAAGGAAAUUUUAUGGGUCCGUUAAACCCAGGAUGUUGUCAAAGCAUCGGUACUGAUUCCUGCAGGGACUUUGGGGUUGGGUUUUUUGUUGUUUGUUUGGGGUUUUUUUGCUAUCAGUUUUAUUUCUAGUCAGCAUAUUUAGGAUUUGUUGUAUUCUUUUUGGCUUUGUAUAAUUCCAGUACAUCGUUGUGUAUUGUGACAUGGAUGCUUUCAGAAUGGAUGUCGAUGGCAUUUUUGUAACCUGUUGCUUUGUGUCACCUCAUUGGACGUUAGAGGCAAUGGUACUCAAUGUAAAAAAAAAAAAAAAAAAAGAACUGAAAGUAAACACAUUGGAUUGCUUACCUGUGAAAAUGACACUGAGCAAGGCUGCUGCUUUUCCCACCUGGAAUCUCUCUACCCUCGUAUCUGUGCACCACAGCUCAGCAACUGUUCAAGGGCCUGAGAAUUUAGGACCAUAUUUUUGGAUGCUGUAUUAGCAUAGAUCUAUUCCCCUCUCCAAAAGUAAAUUGGGUACUUGUGAAAGGGUUCCAGAUCCACAGAAAGCUACACCCUGUGAUCACUGAGUGGGUGGCAGCAGCUCUACUUCUUUCCUCCCACCCCCCAUAUCUCUCCGUCCUGUCAUGGAUGGAUCACCUCUAUGGGCCAACAAGUUAGUUCAGUCUCCACUUCUGUAUCACUUGUAUGGUGAUGCCACUCCGUUAAGAGCUGGAAUGUAACUUUUUUUUUUUAAAUUGGGUAUUUAGAGCUGGGGCAAGAGGCCAGCUUGAUAGUCCUGGAGACCGAAAUCCUGUCUUCAUGAACAGAACUGGUAACUGCUCAGGUUACAACCAUGCAAGCUUCUUCUACUGCCCCACCAAUGUGCCUCAACCCUGAGCUGGAGGGCUCACCUGUGUGCCACAAAUGACAACAAGGGUGCCAUUUUCUCUAGGGUGGCUAUUGCACAAAGGCCACCCAGCAGACAAUCAGUCUCUCCUCAUCUAAGCUGAAUUCAGAAUCAUAAAGUAGUACUAAAAUCCCCAGAGCCAGGCAGCCCUUGCCACAGUCUGUAUUUCUGUAUGUAUUUCAAGCCUUCCUGUGCUUACCUAGGACAUAUUACCUGUCUUAUUAAUUUAUAUAUCCACAGGUACACAAACUUUUGUUCAGGAGGAGAUAUGAAUACCUUAAUGGCUGGUUGGUUCCUUCCAACAUGGGCAUGGGCCUAAUCUGCAACAGUCCUAUCUGAAGUUCAAACACCCAAUACUUGUCUCUAGGAUUUUCAGUUGCCACAUUGGAGAUGGGGCUGGCAUCAAAGUUAGGACCCAGGUUUGGAUUGCAGCUUCCACUCCGCCACAAAGUACUGGGGUUUUGGUUCAGGCUCCUCUCUACUCUAAAGUUGAAUAGGACGAACAUCCUGUAAACUAGAGUUAUGGUCCAUGCAUAUUUAGAAGUAGAUCACCAGUGUAGUGGUUUCAGUAUACAGCUAUAUACCAUACACACUGGCCAUAGAAGCUUAGGAAUUGCUUUACAAUCAAUGGAACAAAAACAAGUGUGUUGAUUUCAUUCUCUUGGAAGUGUUAUAAGUUUCAAUCAGAGCAGUAAUGUGUAUAAAAUAUCUGUUUUAGGCCUUGCUUAUUUGAGGUUGUAGAAUAGUCUUUGACCUUGGAUCCAGAGCUGUGUGAGGUUGAAUGGCACAAAUUACACUGGUCAAAGAAAA
Molecule: messenger RNA, 6925 nt
Organism: Chrysemys picta bellii (western painted turtle)
Lineage: Eukaryota; Metazoa; Chordata; Testudines; Emydidae
Gene: PTPRO
Product: protein tyrosine phosphatase receptor type O
Biological process (GO): axon guidance; peptidyl-tyrosine dephosphorylation involved in inactivation of protein kinase activity; regulation of glomerular filtration
Cellular component (GO): glutamatergic synapse; plasma membrane; GABA-ergic synapse
Molecular function (GO): cadherin binding; protein tyrosine phosphatase activity; Wnt-protein binding
Source: RefSeq, a predicted model, not a curated record